Messenger RNA from Anastrepha ludens (Mexican fruit fly), 4234 nucleotides. RefSeq names its product optomotor-blind protein (gene bi). NCBI's taxonomy places the organism in Eukaryota, Metazoa, Arthropoda, Insecta, Diptera, Tephritidae. The coding region runs from base 101 to 1483 and encodes 460 amino acids. Gene Ontology annotation, molecular function: DNA-binding transcription factor activity, RNA polymerase II-specific; RNA polymerase II cis-regulatory region sequence-specific DNA binding. The record is from RefSeq and is a predicted model, not a curated record. The transcript has 5 exons. Gene Ontology annotation, biological process: regulation of transcription by RNA polymerase II; cell fate specification; positive regulation of DNA-templated transcription. Gene Ontology annotation, cellular component: nucleus.
CACAGAAAUACGAGUAUAAGCAUUUCGAAAACCAAAUCAACGCCGCCGCAACAUUAAUAUUUCUACUCGAAGCAAUGUCAACAAGACGAUACUCAAUUCAAUGCAUAAAUACCAGCCACGUUUCCAUUUGGUGCGAGCCAAUGAUAUACUAAAGCUGCCGUACUCAACAUUUCGGACGUAUGUUUUCAAGGAGACGGAAUUCAUAGCCGUUACAGCAUAUCAAAAUGAGAAGAUUACUCAAUUAAAAAUCGAUAACAAUCCUUUUGCGAAGGGUUUUCGUGAUACUGGUGCUGGCAAGCGGGAAAAGAAUUGUUACAGGCAAGCCCUCAUGUCGAAUCGCGGGUCCGAUUCGGACAAACUAAACCCAACACAUGUCAGCAGCUCACGCGCCCCACUGCAUUUGGGCCAUACGGGGCGACCACCGCACCACUUGCAUUCGCAUGCGGCAUUACACGACAAUCAAGUGGACGAUGAGGAUAAACUGUUGGAUGUGGUCGGACCACCGCAGAGUCCAUUAUUGCCUUUGAGUCAUUCGUUGCAGCAGAUGCAUGCGCACCAGCAAUCCGCCCUUGCAGCCUGGUUCAACCACUUGGCCGGUGCCGGUGAUCAUGCGAACGAAGAAGCUCUACGUCGUCGCCUACAAUCGGACGAUGUCGAACGUGAUGGUAGCGAUUCCAGCUGUUCGGAGAGUGUGGGCGGUAGCACGGGCGGCGCUUUCCGCCCCACUUCCUCGGGCAGUCCGAAAGAGAGUGCCGCUGGCGGUUUGAAUGCUGCCGGCGCAUAUCCUUCACCGAAUAUCUCAGUGGGACCACCGAUACACCCGUCGCCGCAUCUGUUGCCUUACCUCUAUCCACAUGGUCUCUACCCGCCACCGCAUCUUGGUUUGCUGCACAAUCCAGCAGCUGCGGCGGCCGCCAUGAACCCGGCCAGCCUCAAUCCAGGCUUGCUGUUCAAUGCGCAACUAGCGCUCGCCGCACAACAUCCCGCCUUAUUCGGACACUACUCAGGACAUACGCCCGUCUCACCACUGCAGGGACUAAAGGGUCAUCGCUUCUCGCCGUACAGCCUACCUGGCAGUUUAGGUUCUGCCUUCGAUGCCGUCACGCCUGGUUCGAAUGCGAAUCGCGGUGGACCGUCAGGUGCGGGCGAUGUCUCGACCCUAGGACCUGGCAGCAGCGGACCCGGUAGCAGUAUAGAAAAUGGACCACGCAGUCUUAGCUCCAGUCCACGACCACGUGCCUCAUCAAACUCGCCACCCACGCGACCCAUUUCCAUGUCGCCGACGACGCCACCAUCACUACUCAAGCGUCAAAAUUCACCCUCAGAGCUGAAGAGUAUCGAGAAAAUGGUCAACGGGCUGGAAGUGCAACACAAUGGAAGUGGUAGUAGCGCUGGUCUCAACAUGGGCAUCGGUAUUGGCGCGCUGGUAAGUGGUGCCUUGGAGGAGUUGCAACGCAAGACGCCAACACAAGUGGAUCAGUGACAUUUGUUUGAUCGGGACGAAAACGACCGUUCGUCCGUCAUCGAUCUCGACGAUGUGUGACCGCAAGAGCAGGUUUUCCUGUUGCUUUAGUGGGUUCGUGCCGGAAUCUAUGUGACAAUUUGCUGCGCGGUAACAAUGAAGUUAAGGAGUUGGCAGUUAAUAUAGGCUGCGCCAAAAUAUGUCAAUUGCUUGUGGAUUGUGGAGUUCCACAACAACAACUCGAGUUAGACCACGGCUCUGCGCCAACGCACAUUGUCUUGUCUUGUAUAUACCAAUACACAUACAUAUAGUUUAAGUAGUGUAUAAAAUAAACAUAAAUGCGAGUAUAUUAGGUUGAAAAAAAAACUAUGUUCCACAUAUGAGAUCCACAUAUAAACUUUGCAUUAGUUGACAUUAAUUCAGUAGCAGAUAUGCAAGCACAAAUGCGCCGGUAUGAGAGAUAGCGCAGUUGAAGUAAAUGCCACUUUAAAUUAGGUUCCACAAAAUCUGAAUUAAAAAAAAAAAAAACUAUAGCAAUGCCAAACCUUUUUUUUAUUGUUUAAGUAGCUAAACCGCAGGUUUAUUACUUAGUAGUAAUUAAUUUAGCCAAAUUUCAAUAAAUUUAUUUUUCAUAUAUGAAAUCGAGUUUUCUACAUAAGCUGUUUUGUUGACUUAGCCAGCUUAACCCAUAUAAUUACAUAUAAUAUUAUUGUAUGUACAACAUUUUUCACUCAGCCACUGUGCCCAAUGCAGUCUUAAGGCAGGUAUUAAUAGUUUUCACAGCGGCUUAAUUCUUAGUUUUAUUUUGCAAUUUCUCUUAAUACUUUGACAUACAAUCCUGUCUGUGUUUUAUGCUUAGCUUUCAGUAGAAUAUCUUAAAUGUUGUAUCUAAAAAUAUGCAAACUUUCCUUACCUUCCACAUAGCAUAUUUUUUAUGCACUCUAAAGUUAUACUCAAACAUCACGUAGCUGUUAAAUUUUUUAUCAAUCGUAUCAGCCCCGCUACAAUCCACUUGUGUUCCACAUACGAUCCACACGAAUUGUGCGCUUUUUAGUUCUAUUUACUCGUCACCAAACACUAACAAACUGUUUAUUUCAAAAUGGGUAAGUUCCACAUUCAAUCCACUUACGUUCCACAUGAAUUUUACUUUGAAUUUUUGCUUUUAAAUUGCUAUCAAAACUCAUCCUACCAUUAAACAGUGCAUCUAGAAAUUCUGUCAGCUCUAAAUAGAGUCCACAGCUUGCCUACUGUUUCUACUGUUUGUUUGCUUCAACUGGCGCAUUUGUCAGCAAUAACUAGCACUACAUGUCGUAAUAAUUUUAGUAAUUUCAUUUUUCAAUUUAAAUUUAGUUAACUUCUUAAGUUCUCAAACCAAAGAGUUACUUUCAUUGUAAAAAAAAUAUGAAUUUUUCUACCAAACUUAUUAUUACUAAAAACCAUUAGUUGUUUCUACUUAUAUGGUCAACCAUAUAUUAAUAUUUGUAUAAAAAAAUAAUAAUUUGUUAUGCUACAAAAUGCGCUGUCAACAACAUCUUCUCUAAACUGUUUCACACUAAUACGAAUCCACUGUAAAAUAAGUAGGGAAUCACCGUAUCUUAUCACUUUCUACUUAGCUUGAAAUGUGAGUGGCUUGCCCCCCAGUAGCUAGUAGUAGUUUUAGGCGUGGGCGUGGCAUUAAAUAUUCACGCUAAGAGUAUUAUAAUUUAAAAUAAGACAUUGUAUAGAUGUACGAUUUUUUGCAAAUAAAAUUAAAAAAAACAAAAGAAUAUUAGAAAGUUGCACUUUUAACAAAUGCAUGUGUAUUAUUUAGUUUAAAUUGUUUUAAAAACUAUUUUGUUUUUGUAACAGUUGAAUAUGUUCCUCACUUACUUAUAAUAAUGUUAUUAUUAUAAUUUUUUUAGUUAAAGUAUUGUACUUUCAAUUAAGUUGAAAAAAAAACUUUAAAAAAAUUAAGUAAAACACAUUUAAAAGAAAAAGUGCAGAAAAUGGAAAAAACACGUUGAAACAAAAUGGGAAAGCAAUAUUAAUUAUAGUUAAUUAAUGCACUGAAAUAUUAAAAACAAAAAAACACUCAUUUGAUUUGUUUUUCGUUGUUCAUAAAUUUGGUGUGCAAGAAAAAAAAAUUACAAAAAAAUUAAAAAAUUACAAAUAUUAGUGUUUUGAAGCGAAAAUAAUGUAUACAAACAUGUUAAAAAAAUAACUAAGAAUAGGAAGUUAAAUAAAUUUCAAAAACAAAAAAAUAUACAAUAUAAAACACGCACCCUGUAAAAAUAAACAUUUUAUUAUAAUCGCAAGACAAAAAGUGCAAAAGUGCUGAAAAUAAAAUCGAUAAAAAUUGUAUAACAAACAAAUUUUUCAGCAAUAGUCUAAAUGUAUGAAAAUAACCAGCCCUAUGAACAAUUACACACACACAUAUAUAUAUAUACAUAUAUAUAAAAUUGCUAGUAUAUAUAUUUAUAUAUUCCUAUAAAAAUAAUAUAAUAUAUAUACAAAAACAAAUAAAAUAAAUUCAUUAGUGUAAAAAUGCAUAAAAGUCCCUCGUAUCCUUUGCGUAAACUAAGACAAAGCAGGCAAACAGAAAAAACAACCAGUAAAAAAGUUUAUAAAUUAAAAAAAUUAUAUAAAUAUUAUUAAUAUAUACUAAUUUAAUUGCAUAUAAAUAUAUAUAAAACUCACAUUAAUGUACAUAGUUACAAUUAAAUUUAUACAUACAUAAAUAUAAAUAUAUAAAUGCAUAUUGAUUAGUAAUAAAGACACUUCUGCAUGAAGCAU